Molecule: messenger RNA, 2326 nt
Organism: Tetranychus urticae (two-spotted spider mite)
Lineage: Eukaryota; Metazoa; Arthropoda; Arachnida; Trombidiformes; Tetranychidae
Source: RefSeq, a predicted model, not a curated record
UUGAACAAAUCUGGUUGUUUGUUUUGAAUUUGCUUAACAUGUGUUAAUCAGUCAAUUGUCUUAAUUUUAAGUCCAGUGCAUAAUUUUCACAGUUAUCAGAAAAGUUUGUUAUAAUGUUAAAUCAAUAUUUUAACUUGUUCACUCAUUCAUGUAAAUUAAGUCCAGUUAUCAAAAUUCAUAGAUCUAAUUUAACUCAGCCCGGUAACUUAUUGAAUGUUAAAAGGUGUUUAGCAUCAUUAUCGUUAAUUGAUCAUUCAUCAAACUGGACUAAUGUAACGACGAUUUUCAAGAAAAAUUCGUGUUCUUCAAAGUAUUUCAGUGUUAAUGGACACAAUAUUACAAAGAGACAGAUUGUACAAAGAGCAUCAACUUCGGAUAAUGACAGUCAAUAUGCCGCUGAUCUGGAUCAGCUUUGGAGUUUAAGAGCUUUUUAUACAGAAGGAGAUGUCAAAAAUUCGUUGCUCAGUGAUAAUAAGUUCCGAGAAAUUUGCACCAGCUUGAUGAAAAAAUUACGUUAUCUUUCACCAACAGAGGUUCGUUCAUUAGCGCAUCUUGUUAUUGGCAUCAAUCUACCAACUAAUGUUGGUAUUACUAAAGGGGUUUUACAGAUGUUGCGAGUUCAUUUAAAUGAGUACGAUGCUCGUGAAUUGGCUGAUAUUUACUUACUUUUAGAGAGAAAUCGGUCUUUCGAACGUGAUCCUGAGGAGGAAAGAGAGCCUAGUAACCCUGUUUUAAAAGCUUUAUUAAUUGCUUUACCUAAAGCCAUGGAGCAAAAAAUAAUUGGGAAACAGUUUUAUGCCAGUAAUUCAUCUCAUCUUUUGUUGAUUCUCAAAGCUUCUAUCACAGCUAAAGUGAACACAGAUUCUAUCCGUUUUCUAUUUCGAGUGAUUUUCAACAAAAUCAGAUACAUGCACAGUUCCCAGCUAAUUCAGUUAUUUGGCCUUUUAUGCCAUCAGUAUAUUGAAUCUAAUAUUGAUUCGAUUGGUCGACCUUUGGUUGGACAAAUUCUUGAUCGAUAUUGGCAGAGAAUCGAUGCUGUAUUAAAGGACGCUUACUUUGAACCGGAUUAUUACUUUGAUGAAACUCUAAAGACUAUGUGCCUUACGGACGAUAAAAUUUACUACAAUUCAUCAUACUGUGAUAGUAUUUACGAACUUUAUGGAAAACUUGAUUCGUUGGACAAUUUCAACGCAUUUGAUGAUCUCCUUUGGUUUGGAAUGAAAUAUAAUCACUACUCUUUAAAAGCUGUAGAAAAAGUCAUGUCUCUUAUUGUGUCCAAGCCAGAUUCAUUUUUAUGGGAUUCAUCUUUAUCAUCAAGUAAUAUAAUUCAAAUUAUGGGAAAAUUAAAUUGGAAGCCAACACAUGUCGAUUGGAACACUCUUUGUCCUAUUCUUAUUGAAGAUGUGAAGCUUUCUGGGAGUCGCUUUUAUUCAUCGACCAAAACUUUGAUUAGUUAUUUAGUUCUUAAAGAACACGAUUUAUUUGAAGAGCUAUCAGAACAUGAAGCAUCUAGUAUAAUCGACAAACCCGAAAAGGAUCUUCACAUCUUUUACCAAGAUAUUUUGACACUAAACAUUGGCGUAAAAUGUGAAGCUAUGAACGUUACUUCAUCAACACUAAAAUCAACCUUGGAUUCUUAUAUCGAAGAAGCAAUAAUUUACCUCAAUUCGAAUCGCAGUUCUAGUCUAUUCGAAAAAUCAUUAUCUUCAUAUUUAAAAUUAUGCUGUGGAGGUCCAAAAAAUGUUGCCAAUAAUAUUUGGACAUCUUAUGGUCACUUCAUUAAUAAUUUAAUAAUGAUAAAUAGAGAUGGAAAACCAAACGAAUUGGUUACAAGUAACAAUGAUCAAAAUGGACUCGUUUUUCUCCAUAAUUAUCAAAUUGACCCUCAAAGUCAAUUAGUUGCUGUCUUGCCAACAACUGAUGAUGAUUUUUGUGUCAAACCAUAUAAAUUAAAAGGGGAAAUGGAUCUUAGGUAUCGUACAUUGGAAACGCUUGGAAUCAAAAUACUUAGAAUUCAUGUAGAUACUUGGAAAUGUUUAACUGAACGAGAAAGAGGUCUAUUCUUAGUAAGAGAAUUGAGCGAAAUAACUGGUCAAGAAUUCAAAUCGUCGAUCAAAGAAUUAAUUGACUAGCAUUUAUAAAUUGUCAAAAUUUGUAUUAAUUGUUCUUUUGAUAAUCUGUCAUAACUUUUAGAAAAAUUUUCUUAUAGUAGUGUGAAUUCAUGUAUAAAUCUUUACUGUUGACUAUUGAUAACUAAAUAAAUACAUAAAUAAAUAAAAUAUGAUUGUUGUUGCACAUCUCAAAAAUAAUAAAAACUGACAAUUAU